This is a messenger RNA of Pistacia vera, 1030 nucleotides long. RefSeq names its product F-box protein At3g07870-like. The coding region runs from base 1 to 1017 and encodes 338 amino acids. Lineage: Eukaryota; Viridiplantae; Streptophyta; Magnoliopsida; Sapindales; Anacardiaceae. The record is from RefSeq and is a predicted model, not a curated record. The transcript has 3 exons. Gene Ontology annotation, molecular function: protein binding.
AUGGACUCAGUCUGUGAGAAACAGAGCAAGAGCCGCAAGCUUGGCAAAGAUGGAGAUGCACCAAAGAUCACAUUAGAGUGUCUUCCGCGUGAGAUUUCCUUCAAUAUAUUAUCAAGCCUAUCUAUUACAUCUUUAGCCAAAAUCAAGUUUGUUUGCCGAGCCUGGUGCAACUUAGCAAAAGACCCUCUUCUCAUUAAUAUGCAUUUCUUGCGCAUGACUGAAAAUGAUCCUUGUUUCAUUCUACACCAAGACUAUCCUGUUCAAGACCAAAAUUACUUUGUAGAUUUCUCUGCUCGGAAUGAAAGUUACAAGGCAUUGAAGAAAUUUUGCGUUCCUUUGAUGCCUAAAUUUGACAUUGUAGGCUCAUGUAAUGGCCUUCUAUGCUUAAGGUAUUCAUCAUCACCUGCAAGCCACUCACUCUGUAUAUAUAACCCUUUUACCGGGGAUUACUUAAAGCUUCCUGAACCCACGAAGGUCUCGCAUAAAGAGAUGGUGAACGUGUUUGGAUUUGGCUUCCAUCCUACCACAAAGGAAUACAAGGUGAUUGCUAUAUGUUUUGAAAGUGCAAAUAGUCUUCUGUAUAGGGAUUUAUAUACCGAUAAAGAAUUAGAGGCUCAGAUCUUUUGGCCCCAUAAAUAUUGGCUAGGUCUCCUGGUCGUGUCAUUUGACUUAGCAGAUGACCAAUUCCGGGAGGUCCCCAAGCCUGACUGUCCAACCUUAGGUCAUCAUAACCAUCUGGCAGUCUUAGGAGGCUGUCUAUCUGCAGCUUUUUUGAACAAGGUUGGGAUGCAUCCUUCAAAGAGUUCAAAGUUGUAUUUGAAAAAAAGAUUUUUUAGGGUGAUUUGCCUUCUGAAGAAUGGUGAAAUCUUGUUAGAAUAUAUGCACAGAGCUUUAUAUUCUUAUGACCCCAAAAACAGAACAUUUAAGGAUCUAGAUUUUCCAGGAGUGCCAAACUGGUUUGAAACUAUUGUUCAUGUGGGUAGCCUCAAUUGGAUUGAUAUCCCCAUUGAUAUGUAAAUUGAAAAAAUAA